This is a messenger RNA of Ophidiomyces ophidiicola, 1344 nucleotides long. RefSeq names its product Zuotin (gene zuo1). The transcript is spliced from 3 exons. Gene Ontology annotation, biological process: regulation of translational fidelity; 'de novo' cotranslational protein folding. The record is from RefSeq and is a predicted model, not a curated record. Gene Ontology annotation, cellular component: cytosol. NCBI's taxonomy places the organism in Eukaryota, Fungi, Ascomycota, Eurotiomycetes, Onygenales, Onygenaceae. The coding region runs from base 1 to 1344 and encodes 447 amino acids. Gene Ontology annotation, molecular function: Hsp70 protein binding; ribosome binding.
AUGGCCACUCCUGAGAUUGUCCACCUCCCUUUGCCCCAUUUGCCCGAGGGCUGGGAUGGCGGUGAUAAGGGCUUCAAGGCUCUCAGCAGUUUGUCUGCAUUCAGCCAAAGAACCGUUGAACCCGUUGGGCCUCACUUUCUAGCCCACGCUCGCAGAAAACGCCACCAUCGCACUUUUUCUGAAGACGAUCGUAUCCUAGCUCAAGAAAAUGUGAAGAAGGUUGAAGAGGAGGAUGAUGGCGAGAUUUCGGAGCCUGAAGAUCCGAUGAUGCUCCAGAGAGACGCCAAAGACUGGAAGGGUCAAGAUCACUACGCCGUUCUCGGCUUGAGCAAGCACCGGUACAAGGCUACCAACGAGCAAAUCAAACGAGCCCAUCGCAAGAAGGUCCUCCGGCACCACCCUGACAAGAAGGCUGCUUCUGGAGAUGCGGAUGAGAACGACAACUUUUUUAAGUGUAUUCAGAAGGCAACGGAAAUUCUCCUCGAUCCAGUGCGUCGUCGCCAGUGGGAUUCCGUUGAUGAAUUGGCAGACGUUUCACCACCAGGUCCCAAAAAGAAGGGGGAUUUUUUCAAGCUAUGGCGCCCAUAUUUUGAGUCUGAAGCACGCUUUUCAAAAAUCACCCCUGUUCCUAUGCUGGGAGAUGACAAUAGCACUAAAGAUGAAGUCGAGGAGUUUUACAAUUUCUGGUACAAUUUCGAUAGCUGGCGAUCCUUUGAAUACGAGGAUGAAGACGUUCCAGAUGAUAAUGAGAAUCGCGAUCAUAAACGACACAUUGAACGGAAGAAUGCCAACGCCCGACGGAAGAAGAAGACCGAAGAUACUGCUCGCUUGCGAAAGACUGUAGACGACGCCCUAGCAGCUGAUGCCCGCAUUAAGAAAUUCCGACGGGAAGAACAUGCCAACAAAAACAAGCGCAGGCUUGAAAGAGAAGCUGAAGCUAAGCGAGCUGCAGAAGAAAAGGAGAAGGCCAGAUUGGAAGAGGAACGCCUUAAGAAAGAACGCGAAGAGGCUGCUAAGGUUGAGAAAGCAGAAGGCAAGAAAGCCAAAGAAGCCGCCAGGAACGCUGCAAAGAAGAAUAAGCGUAUUCUCAAGGGUAGUGUGAAGGACGUCAAUUAUUUCACUGAAUCUGGCGACGCCUCUGUUGCACAGAUUGACAGUGUUUUGGGAGAUGUGGAACUUAUCAUGGGAAAGAUUGACAACGAGGAGCUCGCUGCCUUGGCUAGCAAACUCGGCGCUGCCGGGAAAGAUGUGGCUGCUGUCAAGGCGGUAUAUGGCGCAGAGGCAGCACGACUUAUUGGAGAGGGGAAGAUAAAAGAUAGUGAGGUGAAAGUGUUUAAGGCUUAG